Hyla sarda is the source of this 2248-nucleotide messenger RNA. It is a transcript of the gene SLC44A4, whose product is annotated as solute carrier family 44 member 4. The coding region runs from base 76 to 2202 and encodes 708 amino acids. The record is from RefSeq and is a predicted model, not a curated record. Gene Ontology annotation, molecular function: thiamine pyrophosphate transmembrane transporter activity. The transcript has 22 exons. Gene Ontology annotation, cellular component: plasma membrane. NCBI's taxonomy places the organism in Eukaryota, Metazoa, Chordata, Amphibia, Anura, Hylidae. Gene Ontology annotation, biological process: thiamine pyrophosphate transmembrane transport; choline transport.
GGCGUCGCCAGGUGACCGCACGGAUUGAGGAUCGGAGAAUCCACAGAGCGGAGCCCGAGGGGGGCGGCGGGAGAGAUGGCGGAGGAGUACGGUGAACCAGCGAAAUAUGACCCAAAGUUCAAAGGUCCGAUCAAAAAUCGGAGCUGCACAGACAUCAUCUGUUGUAUCCUGUUUAUGGUGUUUAUUCUCGGGUACAUUGUGGUUGGUAUUCUAGCCUGGCUAUAUGGAGAUCCACGUCAGGUGAUCUAUCCCCGAAAUUCUACAGGAAUGUACUGUGGUGUUGGGGAAAACCAGGACAAGCCCUUCGUGUUGUACUUUGAUUUGCUGAAAUGCAUCACUGGCACAAACGUCUUGGCAUCUGCGCUGAAUGGGUUACAGUGCCCAACCACCCAGGUGUGCGUGGCACAGUGCCCGUCCAAGUUCCAAUAUAUUUUACCUGUUGGCGGCCCUAAAGAUAUCUUCAUUCAGACUUACUGCCAACCCAGCAUCAAUCUGAGCACCACACCACUGACUGUGUCUCAAAUCAUUAACCAAGAGCUGUGUCCUGUGUUUUUGGUUCCCUCUACUCCAUUCUUUAACAGGUGCUUUCCCAGUGCGAAUCUCAGCUUCCCUGCGGAUUUUACUAUCGACAACAAGAACGUAAACCAGUCGCGGGACAGUAUAGUCAACGCAACCAACCAAAUAUUGGAUUCUUUUAACUUCCAGAACCUGGGAAAGAAGAUUUUUCAGGACUUUGCCAAGUCUUGGUCCUGGAUCCUCAUAGCUUUGGCUAUAGCUAUGGUGGUGAGCCUCCUCUUCCUCAUCUUGUUGAGGUUCACUGCUGGCAUCCUGGUGUGGCUGCUCAUCGUUGGUGUAAUAGGGGUUAUUGCUUAUGGCAUCUAUCACUGUUAUAUGGAGUACGACACCCUCAACAAAAAAGGGUCAACUAUAAACAAUGUGGGCUUCACCACCAACCUGAGUGUCUACGGCAGCGUGAAAGAGACCUGGCUGGCUAUCUUGAUUGUCCUCGCUGUGGUUGAAGCCAUUCUGUUACUACUCUUACUGUUCCUGCGGAAGAGAAUCCUCAUUGCGAUCGCGUUGAUAAAAGAGGCCAGCAGGGCUAUUGGUUACAUCAUGUCUUCCCUGUUCUAUCCCAUCGUCACCUUUGUUCUUCUGGUUGUCUGUGUGGCGUACUGGGGCAUUACAGCUCUAUACCUGGCCACCUCCGGAGCUCCAUUAUAUGUUGUGUCCACCUUGAACAGUAGUGGCCCGGGGUGCUCCAACAUAACUGGUAAUGUUUCCUGUGACCCAAUGACAUUUGACAUUCCCAGCACCGGCUGCCCUGAGGCUCGCUGUAUUUUCUACAAGUAUAAUACCGAAGGACUCUUCCAGCAAAACCUCUUUAACCUGCAGAUCUACAAUGUCUUCGGCUUCCUAUGGUGCAUUAACUUCGUCAUCGCCCUUGGCCAGUGCGUCUUAGCCGGGACCUUCGCUUCCUAUUAUUGGGCUUUCCACAAACCUAAAGAUAUCCCGUACUUCCCCGUGUCUGCCGCUUUCAUGAGAACCUUGAGGUAUCACACUGGGUCACUGGCCUUUGGGUCUCUCAUUCUCACUAUUGUUCAGAUGAUCAGAAUCAUCCUGGAGUAUCUGGACCACAAGCUAAAAGGGGCACAAAACCCAUGCACCCGCUUCCUCCUCUGCUGCCUCAAAUGUUGCUUCUGGUGUCUGGAGAAGUUUAUCAAGUUCUUGAAUCGAAACGCUUAUAUUAUGAUCGCAGUGUAUGGAAAGAACUUCUGUGUUUCUGCUAAAAAUGCCUUCAAGCUGCUGAUGAGAAACAUUGUGAGGGUGUUUGUCCUGGACAAGGUCACAGAUUUGCUGAUCUUCUUUGGGAAGCUGAUUGUUGUUGGUGGAGUAGGAGUCCUUGCGUUUUUCUUCUUUUCUGGUCAAUUACCAAUUCCAAACGAUGCCUUUAAGUCACCAACUUUGAACUACUACUGGAUACCAAUUUUGACUGUGGUGGUGGGGUCAUACAUGAUCGCUCAAGGCUUCUUUAGCGUGUACAAUAUGUGUGUGGACACCCUCUUCCUGUGCUUCUUGGAAGACUUAGAACGCAACGAUGGUUCCCCAGAGAAGCCAUAUUACAUGCCAAAGUCUCUGAUGUCCAUCCUGAACAAGAAGAACCGAUCUGCAGAGUCCGAAGGCAAAAAGAAGAAGAAAAAAUAAUCACUUUGCCGGAGGAGAUUCACAUGUGAUUUUAUUAUUAUUAUUA